Molecule: messenger RNA, 1952 nt
Organism: Pelagomonas calceolata
Lineage: Eukaryota; Pelagophyceae; Pelagomonadales; Pelagomonadaceae
Source: the annotation of a GenBank genome assembly
CUAGUGUCUUACAUGCCGCUAGCUUCAGCAUCUGCCGUUCCCGCCGGGCGUAAUAGCUGGACAACAGCACCGAUCUUGAAGGCUGUACUGAAAGCCUGGCGUGUCGCGUGCACCAGCUUCCGCCAGAGAGCAUCAGUGCGGGACUUUAAAAAACCAUGGAGGCCGCCCUGGUCGCGGCCGCAGAACGAAACGACGCCGACGCGGUGGAGCGCAUCCAGCGCGCGGCGCGGGGCGACGACGACGCGCUCUGCGACGCCGUGGCCUCGCACCUGCGCACGGAGCUGGAGAGGGAGGCGCCGCCGCCGCCGCUCGAUAAUACAAAUGACUUCCCGGCGCUGCCCACGACGAAGAAGAAGCGCGUGCGCGCGACGCUCGUCACUGCGACGGUGCCGCCCGCGCCGCCCGUCGCGACGCCCGUCAAGCGGCCCAGCGCCGCGGCGUCGACCGACGCGUCGGCCGCGCUCGGCGCCGUCGUCGCGCGCGCGGCGCGGCGCGGCGACCUCGGCGCGACGCUGCGCCUCGUCGCGCGCGCAGCGCGGCGCGGCGGCGGCGGCGCGCGGCGCCUCGCCGCCGAGGCGGCGGCGGCGCUCGCGCCGGAGCUCGCGGCGCUGCCCCUGGACGCGUUUCGCCCCGCGUCCUUUUUUCUUUGCCUUCGACGUCCUGGCCCCAUCCGCGACCUCGCCUCGUGCCUCGUGUGUGGGCCUCUGAUGCAUCACGUGCCGUCGACGCGACCGCUCGACGCAGGUGCGGCCGCGCGGCCGACCUCGCGCGCGACGCCGGCUGCCGCGACGCGGCGGCGGCGCUCGCGCGCCGCGCGUCGCCGCGGCCGUCUCCGAAAAAACAAUCGGCGGCGCCGCGCGACCUGAGCGUGCCGUUCGACGCCGCGCGCGACUCGCGCCUGCACCACCGGGGCCGCGAGCAGGCCUACGCGCUGCGCGAGCGGUGCCGCGACCGGUUCCUCGAUUUACUGCGGGACUACGAGGCCGCGCGCCGCGAUGCGAAUCGCGAGCGCCUCUUCCCGCCGGCGGACGACGCCUUCUUCUUCCGGAAACGGCGGCCGCAGAGGCGCGGCGCGCGGCAAACAAGAGACGCCUUCCGCGACCGCGCGUCCCAGGUCUGCCGGGCCGUGCCGCCCGAGCACGUCGGCUGGUUCGCGCGCGUUUUCACGGAUAUCCUCACGGCCGCGGCCGCGGCCGAGGAUGUCUAUGACGAGGCGGACGACGCGUUCUGGGCGGGCUCGCCUCUGGAAACGGUGCCGGGCCAGCUCCGGAUCUUCGCGCUCUUCGUCGUCGGCGCCGACGCCAAGGCCUUCUCCGAUUCUUUACGGGAGGUGCUCGUCGCGACGCUAAGUGAGGACGUCGACGCGGACGCGCUCCCGCGGACGCGCGUCGGCGAGGCGCUGGCGAAGCGCACGGCCGGCGCGGCGCUGCUCGGCUUCCUGCGGUCGGCGCCGAACUUUGGUAGUAGUUCACAGGGGCGGCCGCGGCCGGCGGACCUCGACGUCGUUCGCGUGUUGCAAAGCGUCAACGACGCGUCGGACGCGCGCGCCUACUUCGUCGCGGCGUGGGUCUGCGCGUUCCUCGCCGCCCUGCAGUUCGACGCCGCGUCCCGCAGGGAGGACACGGCGAUCAUGGACGAGCUCGAGGCGUUGCGGGCGCGCCUCGCCUGCCGCGACCCGUCGCCCGCUUUGCUCGCGGCGCGCCUCGACGUCGAGGCGUGCCUGCGGCGGCUCGGGCGGCCGCUGGCGUCUCUAGAGUUAAGCGUGCCGGCGCCCGCGUCGCCGACGUCGCCCGCCUCGCCGCGCGACGCCUGGUCGCCGCGCCGCGCGCCCAACGUCGCCGACGCCGACGCGCUGCGGUCGCCGGCCGCGGCGCGGGCCGCGCGGGCCUGGUUCUCCGCCGCGGUUUCUGUCGUGUCGCCCGCCAAGGCCAAGACGCCCCCGAAGAAAGUGA